AUGUCCAUGCCGAUCGGCAUCGUCCAAGCUACGCGCGGUUGGCAAAGGCUUGUGAGAUGUGGGGCAGUGAUGGCGUGUACAGCGACGUGGGCAACUUGUGUCUACACAGCCGUCAGCAAAGGCAACAAGGGGUGGAGGCUGGUUGCCUGUCUGGUGCAUGUGGUUGAGUCUACAGCCAACAUUGCCCUCUUGCUCCGUACAAGUUGCAGCGCUAGGUUCCAUCAGUUGAAUGCCGUGGCAAAAAAACGCAUGGAGUCCCGGAGCAGUGCCGCUCAGCAGCCGACCACCACGUGCGACGCGGCGGUGAUCGUGAUGUGCCUUGUGAGCUGGUUCAUGUGCCAUGCAGCGCAGCUUCGGCUUCUGUCCAUGGCCAGCAUCGAUCCGACCUGGCAAGCUUACCUUCUUCCCUGCUUUCAACGCCUCUACCGUGCAGCAUGGUCGCUUUGGCUCUUGCGCCUAAACAAGCAGCUGAAAGACAUGGUGGACAGCUUUUGCCGGAGUUGCGUAAGGUGUCCGGGCAGUUUCGGUGAGGCAGCGGAUCGCUGGGCUUAUGUCACAGCUUUCGCUGGGCAGGUGACGCAAGAGGGUGAUGCGUUGUACGUCGUCAUGUGUGGAACCCUGGUACUGGGAGCUUUCUCGCCCAUGGUGGAAGUCUUCCUCCCAGGUGCAAUAUCCACAGGUCCGGACUGGCCACAGCUGUUCAGCAGCAUCGCAAGCUUCUUCCUCAUGGGCUACUUGAUCAGGAGCGGGGUGGAGGUAAGUGAAAAGUGCCAGAGGGCAGCUGUCUUCAUCAACAGCAUGCAGGGGAGCCUUUCUGCAGACCGCUGGGCUGAACAUCGCUUGUUGGUUAGCUACAUGGAGAGCAGUGAUGCCGGAAUCUUCGUUGUGGGUGCCAAGCUUACACGCUUUUGGUUUUCGCGUGUCCGAUCCCUCCUGAUGAGCAGUGCUUUGUUCCUGUUGGUUCGAUUCCAGACGAUGCCCGAAGACCAUCGAGACCAGCUGACGCAACAAUGGGGUCGGUUUCUGGCCGCCCUGGCCAUCUGGGGCUGA
This is a messenger RNA of Symbiodinium sp. CCMP2456, 1050 nucleotides long. NCBI's taxonomy places the organism in Eukaryota, Dinophyceae, Suessiales, Symbiodiniaceae. The record is from the annotation of a GenBank genome assembly.